Messenger RNA from Prunus armeniaca (apricot), 1149 nucleotides. NCBI's taxonomy places the organism in Eukaryota, Viridiplantae, Streptophyta, Magnoliopsida, Rosales, Rosaceae. The record is from the annotation of a GenBank genome assembly.
AUGCCGUUAUUUCACCUGAGAUUGACUGCUUCACACUCAACUCUCAAUCAUGUUCCGCUGUUUGGUUAUGUGGUGGAACCCACUCACUUCCCACAGAACACACAGCAUUUGAAUUAUCAUUUACCUGUUUUGAAGAAUUGGCCUCCCUUGUGUACUUUUGUUCAUUCAUUCCCUAGAUUUCAUUCUUUGGGAAACAUGCACAUCAGUGCUGACAUGGCUGAGAAAUUUGAUAUUCUCAAUGUCUGCCAUUCUAUACUUGGCAUGAAUUCAUAUGAGAAGCAAAGCUCGAUCGGGGAGGUUCAAUCAAUGCAUCAUACUGACUCUCCAGACAGUAUUAGCAAGGAAGAGAAGGAAAGACAGAGACGAAAAAAAAUAGGACUAGCCAACAAAGGGAGAGUACCAUGGAACAAAGGCAGGAAACAUAGUUCGGAGACUUGUGAGCGAAUCAAACAGAGAACAAUAGAAGCCUUAAAAGACCCAAAGGUUAGAAAGAAGAUGUCUGAGCAUCCCCGGCCUCAUAGUGCCCAGUCCAAGGCAAAAAUGCGUUCUUCACUUAGACGUGUUUGGGGACAGCGUUUAAAAUGGAAACGGUUAAGGGAGAAAUUAUUUCUGUCAUGGGUUGAAAGCAUAGCAGAGGCGGCUAAGAAAGGUGGUAGCGGACAGCAAGAGCUCUGUUGGGAUAGCUAUGAGAAGAUAAAGCAAAAAUUACAUCUCCAAGAGCUUCGGCUGGCUGCUGAAAAGAAAAAGGAAAAGGCGAAGGAGAGGGCAAAGAAAAGGGCAAUGACAGCAGAACAAGUUAAAGAAAAAAAUAUGGCAAGGAUUGCUCGUGAGAGGAGAAAAGAUGGAGAAGUCUAUGAAGAUACUGAAGAGUUGACAGUUCUUCAAGGGCGGAAUUGUAAGCAGAGAUUAAUGACGUUUGAAAGAAAAACUUCAACAAAUGGACAAGCUGCUGCUCGAGGGGGCAUAGUCAUGUCGCAUAUCUCAGCUUUUGAGAAACUGGAUCUAGAGCUUAUAAAGAGACAAAAAAUGCAGAAAGAAUUUUCAUUUGCAGACCAGAUCAGAGCUGCCAAAAACAAAAGAAUGGAAUUAACUAUGGAAGCCUCAUCCUCUGUUCAUGCAGCCAACAAGAAACCAGGGGAGUAUGCUUAA